AUGGCAUCCUCUGCCGUCCCUCUCGCUCGAAUAUCACAUCCAUGGACAUUUGGGAGACAACCUGCAGCAUUGCUUCCUCGAUCGCUCUCGAGUUCUGCGGCAAAUGCGACUCAAGCUUCAUCUUCUAGGCCUUCAUCUUCAUCUCCGGAAAGAUUAGAGCAAGGCCCGGAGGCUCAAUCCUCAUCGCAAGAUGCAGCAGCGUUUGCCAUUGAGCCACGGCUUUCGUUGACCUUCACCUGUACGGUGACCACGUGUGGCACACGGUCAUCGCACCAAUUUACACGCAGAAGCUAUGAAAAGGGAAUUGUGAUCGUGCAGUGCCCAGGAUGCAAGAAUCGACAUCUAAUAGCGGACCAUCUGGGAUGGUUCAAGGAGAGUACGGAGGAUGGAAAGAUGAAGACAGUUGAGGAUCUCGUACGUGCGAAAGGAGAGAAGGUGAGGCGGGGUGUGCUCCUCGAAGAUGGGGUAGUAGAAUAUGCCCCGGAGUAG
Molecule: messenger RNA, 489 nt
Organism: Laetiporus sulphureus 93-53
Lineage: Eukaryota; Fungi; Basidiomycota; Agaricomycetes; Polyporales; Laetiporaceae
Product: zf-DNL-domain-containing protein
Exons: 2
Coding region: 1-489 (162 amino acids)
Biological process (GO): protein stabilization; protein import into mitochondrial matrix; protein folding
Cellular component (GO): mitochondrion
Molecular function (GO): zinc ion binding; protein-folding chaperone binding
Source: RefSeq, a predicted model, not a curated record